AUGGGCGCCGGUUCUGAAUCAAGCGAGCGGCCGGAACCUCUGGUUCCGUCCGUUCCUGAGAAAACCAAGCCAUCUUCUACUUCACCAUCCAAGACUCCACCAACAGCACCACCAGCCACUCCUUCGCCGGCCAAGGGCGUAGCUGCGCCGCCGUCGGCCUCUAUCAGCAAACCACCUCCAGCUCCUCGCGAAAGCUCCCAGAAGGGCGCUAUGGUAACCGCUGAGCAGCUCACUGCUGCAGUUACGGUUGCGGCGGCUCCCGCUUCUGGCUCGCAGGCCCAAUCCAUUGUCCUCCAUGUCGGGCGUGCUGCCGUCGCUGCCGGUGAGAAGGUUUCGGCACAGCUUGGCCGGGUGGUUGAGCUAAACCGCGGCACCGCCAACCUGGGCGCGCUGCAACACCUCAUGGACAAGUGGAACCUUGCCGAUAUUACCGAUGCUACUCUCGGCAUUGGCAAGGAUGGCAAGGGCGUGUUGGACUCCCGGAAACAGGUAUUCGAGGAGCUGCUAUGGGAGCACCAGAGCUUAAGUGAGGCCUUUGCUGCCCUCCAGCUUAGCCACAGCAACUGCCAAGCUGCGCUGCCGGAAGGUUCCGUGGAUGACCUCACCACCCAGGUCACAGCGCUCAAGGCUGCCAAGGAGGAGCUUGCCGCCCAGCACCAGCACGAGCUCAAGGUCCAGCGGGAGGAAACUGCCAAGCUGAAGGAUCAGCUGAUCCAGGCUGGGCUGGAGUAUGCCAAGGCGCUCAAUGAGGCCAUUAGUGCCGGCAACGCCCAGGUGGAGGAGGCCAAGAAGCAGUUCACUGAGGCUGAAGCGCAGCUGCGCCGAGAGUUGGAGGAUGAGCAGAAAUGGCAGCAGGAGCAAAAGGAGCAGAGCGAGGCGGUCGAGGCGUACUUGGCCGGUAUCGAGGCCAUGGUCAAAGAUACCGACGAGAAGGCGCUCAAGCUCUUCCCGGACUCCCAGAUGUGCGCUGAGGCCGCUGUUGCCAAGAUCCAGGUGGAAGAAGUGGUUGACACCAACCUCCCCUGGACCAGCAAGGAUCGCCUUGUUGCGGUGUUCUCCCGGAUUUUGCACAUGCGCGUUGUUGACCGGACUCUCGCCCAGCUGCCGGAAGCUGCCAUCGCUGCCUUCAAGAGCUUAUGGCCCGGCGAGACCGUUCCGGACAACACCAGCCUUGUUGCUGAGCGUCUCUAG
Molecule: messenger RNA, 1191 nt
Organism: Lolium perenne
Lineage: Eukaryota; Viridiplantae; Streptophyta; Magnoliopsida; Poales; Poaceae
Source: RefSeq, a predicted model, not a curated record